AGCUCUUUUGGCCACAAUCCAGCUCUCUCAAGACAAAGCAUCCAGUCAGCCAUCCAGUCUUAAAUAUCCCUGGACAUGUCUGCUUUGGAGAAGUGAGACACUGAAACACCGUGGCACUGGGGACGAAGAUGUCUGUAGAAGUUUGGCCUUCUCUCCGUCCGGAACAAUUAAGACCGGCUGUCGACCAGACACAGAGACGAGAACUAGAAUGGCUCCUCAAUGAACUGCACGAGACGCUUCACAACCUCAAGUCCGGCCUUGAGGACUGCUACGCCUUGCUGGCACCUGUCGACCCUGGCAGCACGCUCGUCGUGAGCACCCCGCGGAACGAGAUCGUCAAGGGACAUAUCACUCGCGUUGGAACACGGAUAGUCAAGGGCACCCUCACCCUCCGUCUUCGGACCCACCCCCAGCAGACCUACACCAUCUCCCCGACCUCCCCCAUCAGCCUCGCCCCGCUGGCGACCCUCCAUACCCUCCUCAACCACUCCGUCGAGCUCCUCACCCUGACACUGGCCCACACCACACCCCCCUCGACGCACGCCUCCUCACCAACCUCUCAACCGCCGCCCUCGCCGACUCACAGCACGGCGGCCUUUCUCGCCGCGCAGCUCCUCCUCCUCUCCCAGUCCCUCGCCGAGGCCGCCUCCCUGCUCAAAGGGCCCCAGCCCCUGACGGCCUCCGACGCCACCUGGGUGUCCAAGUCGUGCGCGCCCGACCACUUCGUCCCGCCCACCAGCAGGGACCUGAGCGUCCACUGGGGCGUGCAGGACAGCUGUCUCGUGCUGUGGCUGCGCGCCCUCGAGCCCGCCGACGCCCCCGUGAGCGUCGGGCUCAAGCUGGCGCUGGCAAUCGGCACCGCCAGGCGGAUCGAGCACGACGAGGCGGAUCAGGUGUUUGUCUAUACAUACCCGGAGGAAGGAGAAUUUGGGACCAGGGGUGGAGGAGGAGCCCUACAAGGCAGCAAUAAUAAGGACGACCAACACAGGGGUAAUGAGGUGCAGGUGUAUGUCAGGGAAAAGGUUCGAGUCGAAAGUGCAGAUCCGAGUCUUUUGUCGCUGAGUGCGAAACUGGCGGCGUUGAUGAACACAUUGGAGCUGGCCAGAGGAAAUCUGGCUGCUGUCAUGGGGGAGGAAUUUUGAGGUGUCUGGCAUAUAACAAGUGUGGGGAAAGAGAGAGGAGGGGCCUGCUAAAUACCCUCCUAGCGACGAGGCUCUCAUUGCAUAUAUUGUACGGCGUUCCAGGGCGAAAACGCCACGGCAGGCGGGCUCUAAUUGCCAAUACCUGCGCUCACAUAGAAACGGGCACGCCAAAUAGUCCAGUGAUG
Messenger RNA from Cryphonectria parasitica EP155, 1327 nucleotides. RefSeq lists its product as uncharacterized. The record is from RefSeq and is a predicted model, not a curated record. The transcript is spliced from 4 exons. NCBI's taxonomy places the organism in Eukaryota, Fungi, Ascomycota, Sordariomycetes, Diaporthales, Cryphonectriaceae. Gene Ontology annotation, cellular component: RAVE complex. Bases 129 to 1142 code for a protein of 337 amino acids.